CCUUCGGCGCCGGCACGCUUCUUCCAUCGGGCGUGAAUCUCCCGAACUCUCAAUCACAUGGCGAGUGUCGCAUAGCGUCCAUCACCUGCAUAUUCAUCACAAUCAACAUCGCCGGACAUGAGCGGAUCGGUAGUCUACGUCGUCAUUCCUCCGUCGCCGCUCUUCGCUGCCCACUGGUCGUUCUUUGUCCCAGAUCCUUCUCCGCCAUCGGACUCUGAACGCCGUGGGGUGAGAGAGUCUCGCAUCGGGCGCAGGAUCCAUGUCUCAGGCGACCGCCUCAAUGGCUUUAAGCUAGAGAUAAUCCGCUCAUACGAUGUGGGCAAGCACCGCAGCGUCGGUGCCGACCGGCAAUUUCGCAUCGGUGUAUUAUCACUGCCCAGUGCCCAGGACUCUACCAUGGAAUCUGGAUCUUGGGGCACUGACACCUCAAUCAGUAAUACUGGCGAGACCAAAGACGAGGAGGAUGGUGGCGGCUUCGUUGAUAACUCUCCGCGAGAUGCAUUUGAGCAAAUUUGCACCGACAUUGACGCUCCUGGGCCAAGUCUCAACAAAGUCAGCGUCUCAUCCGGUAACGCCAUGACUCAUGCAGGAAAGCGCAUAAAGCCUGAAGUGAGAGAUUGCCAAUGGUGGAUUCGCCAAGUUAUGCGAGCCAUGAUCGAUCGUGGAAUGCUCGUCAAAGCAGAAGGCGACGAGAGGAGCCCUACCGAUUGGCUGACUUUGCUCCCCAUGCACUGAAUCACUGCCAGGCAAUUUUACGCUCUUACGUCCCUUGCAAAAAAGCUUCUGGUUAUAGGGGAGGCUUUUCCAUUUGCAUGAAAGAAGCUCUGGAGCUCUGUACAGCGCUCGUUAAGAAAUAUGGGCAGCUUUCGUUUUGCGCCAUCUCCGCAAUAGCAGUCUACUUGAUGUACAUGCUCACAAGCUAUGUCAUACUUCACUCGUUAUAUUUCGACUAGUGCAAGAUCAAUAAAUUUCCUUUCAACUGGAGCAUGGCGAUAAAAAAGACUGGAAUUCACGUUUCUACAAUCAAAGUACGCGGUCGAGUCUAUAGCGGUGAUCUGCUCCACAUAACUCAUUACAGGCAAGCCGUCCCAG
This is a messenger RNA of Dissoconium aciculare CBS 342.82, 1092 nucleotides long. RefSeq lists its product as uncharacterized. The transcript has a single exon. The record is from RefSeq and is a predicted model, not a curated record. Lineage: Eukaryota; Fungi; Ascomycota; Dothideomycetes; Mycosphaerellales; Dissoconiaceae. Bases 118 to 735 code for a protein of 205 amino acids.